AUGAUCUCCUCAGCUGUCCUCAUUCCCGAGGAGCCUCAGCUCGAUUCUGCAGAGCAAAAUGGCUCCUUAAAACGCCGCCAAUCCUCCGUCUCUGAAUCCUCAGAAUCAAACAAACGUCCCCGCCUCCAUGCUCACACAUCACCGACUGCUUCGCACAAUGGCGCUGCCUCCCCUACAGCGCCAGCGGCAACCUCCCCAUCCACAGCGACCGCUGCAGGAGGACACCCAUCAGCGAUGUCUCCGCCGCUGCGCAGGCGACAAACGUCUUCAACCCUGGAACAGGACAAAUCUCGAAACCGAAGACUCUUUGGUGCCUUGCUCGGCACCCUUUCGCAAUCUUCCAAUGCCCCUAGAAGGUCUUCCGCUGGAACAAAAGUCAACAACCAGACAACGACAUUAAACGCACGCCGCGAGGAAAUCGAAUCUCGUCAACGGGAACGCUUAAAGCGCGAGUCCCACGAAAUCGCUGAGUCUGCACGCCUGAAAAGGGAACAACUUGAGCGCGAACGACGAGUGGAGCAGGUGCGCUGGGAUGAAGAAGCGAUGCGAUUGAGACACAGAAACAUGAGAGCCGCUGCUGGAUUUUUGCAGACCAAGGCAGAGCCACGAUUGUAUUACAAACCCUGGGAGCUGCGCGACUUUGAGGAAGAGGAGAUUAAACGGCAGAUUGAGGACGCGGAGGCGAGGAUUCAGCGGGAAGCCGAGGAGUUUGAGGAGAAAAAGAAGUUGGGAGAAGAGGAGCUAAAAAGAGAGGAGAGAGAGAAAGACGCCCAACAGCCCUCGGCUCCAAUGACAAGCACACCUGGAGCUACUACAACAGAUGAAAUGGACGAUCGCCAUAAGACACAGGACGAGGCCGACAAACACGCACGUGGAGACGAAUUACCAGAGCAGAUAAACGACGAAAGGAAUGCGGAGGAUCAUGUCUCCCCGCUCAAUUCUUCCAGCCUGGUAAAAGAUAGCGAUCCUGCGGCAGACGCAACGAAAACUGAGAGGCUGCGCAGCAGCAGUAUCAAAGAUCAGGACGACCAUGAUCACGGCGGCGAAGAGCUCGAGCGCGGGCAGGAAGAUGAUUCGUCAUAUCCGUCAAUAAUGGAGCCACGUCCAACAACAAGCGACGCAGGCUCUCAAACCUCGCCUAUAAAUGUAUUGACCUUGAAUUGCUGGGGGCUCAAAUAUCUGGCAAAAUACCGACACGAACGAUUGUCCGAAAUAGGAAAUCGGCUUGCAACCUAUUCUCCUCAACUCGAUAUCGUUGGCCUGCAAGAAUGCUGGACUUUUACCGAUUACCUAUUCAUCCGAGACAGCACUCGUUCUUUCCUUCCAUACGGCAAGUUCUAUCAUUCUGGCAUCUUUGGUGCUGGUUUGGCCAUCCUUAGUCGAUGGCCAAUCGUAGAAUCUUCAAUGUAUCGUUAUCCUCUGAAUGGCCGACCCCAGGCUUUCUUCCGUGGCGACUGGUUUGUUGGGAAGGGUGUCGCAUGUGCCAAGAUCUCACUGCCCGAUGGUGACAAUAUCGAAGUGUUCAAUACACACUUACACGCCCCUUACGAAAAGGAACCGAACGACAGUUAUAUUUGCCAUCGAACGGCGCAAGCAUGGGAAAUUGCAAAACUCAUGCGUGCAGCCUCGGACAGAGGCAGCCUAGUUAUUGGCCUGGGCGAUUUCAACAUGGUCCCAUUGAGCUUUGCACAUGUCCUCGUCGAAAGCCGUGCUGGAGUACAGGACGUCUGGCGAGUCGUGAGACCUGGAAGCAGCAUUGGUGCAAGCGUGGACCCGCCUGAAAAGGAGCGCAGAAAACGUAUGGGCGAAGAGGAGACCCCAACCGCCGAGACGAGUUUAGGGGAACACGGGCACACGUGCGACUCUGUAUUAAACACGUGGCGAUGGAACAAAGCACAUCAGAAGCAACUGGCGCAAGGUCAUGACAGGAAAAUAUCGGGCACAGACCUGGAUCCCAAAGCAAAGCGGUUGGACUACAUCUUUUUCAGCGGUAUUGGCAAGGGUUGGAGAGUUGCCGAUGUGAAAGUUGCGCUUACCGAAAGACACCCGACCCUCCUCUGUUCGUUGAGCGACCAUUUUGCCGUGCAGGCGACACUGGAAAGAAGCCAAAUUCUACCGUCCCCUCCAGAUAGAGUUGAAGCACAUGCAGCGUUGCACGACCCGAGCACCACAGAUCCCAAUCUUCAAACGGCGGAUUUUGAGGACAAAGAUUUCGACAAGGCAAUAUCGGACAUACCCACGCGAGGUCAAAUCAGCCAGGAUUUCUAUAGAGACAUUCUCACCAUGAUCAACAAAUACACGCUGCGGGAGAGGAAACAACGACGGUAUGGCCUUUUGCAUUUCGUUGGCUCCGCCGUGGUGUCGAUCGGCUGCUUCGUCGCCAUCUGGUGGUCACCUCGGAAUUAUGUGUCCUUCAUUUUGAUUUUGCUAAGCAGUCUGGGACUCAUGGCUGGAACGCUGCAUGGUUUGAUCGGGGGUCUCUUUGUGGGCUCGGAAUUGAGAGCCCUGGCCGAGUUUGAGUGGGAGGUUCGAAAUGCGCUGCAUCUUGCAGGCGGUCCGGCCUUGGAAGACCGAUCACUGAAAUUGAAAGACUGGUACGACUGA
Messenger RNA from Fonsecaea multimorphosa CBS 102226, 2604 nucleotides. RefSeq lists its product as uncharacterized. The record is from RefSeq and is a predicted model, not a curated record. Lineage: Eukaryota; Fungi; Ascomycota; Eurotiomycetes; Chaetothyriales; Herpotrichiellaceae. The coding region runs from base 1 to 2604 and encodes 867 amino acids. Gene Ontology annotation, cellular component: cytoplasm. The transcript has 2 exons. Gene Ontology annotation, molecular function: sphingomyelin phosphodiesterase activity.